AAAAGCUUGUGUGUCGCACUCAGUUCCGACGCUGCUACACCAAAGGAGCUACCGCCACGCGUAAACAAGACGCGUGGACCUUCUUUCAAAGCCCGACAAAGGGAAAAAACUAAAAAGAACCGACGGUUGCAGAAAUAGUUUUAGUGCCUUUCAAUCAUAAUGCAAGAGAGAGAAACACUUACACAAACACAAACACAAACACGCCACAACAACACCAUAUCCAAAUCCAUUCCCAUAAUCACUUCCCCUUAAUAUUAUUAUUAUUAUUAUUAUUACGCUUUCUUUUUCAUCCAAUUCCUUAUCAUUAUAUCAUGCUUUUAACCUAAUUCUGCAAUUUUACCAUUAAUACACAAUCACUCUUAAUUCAUCCUUAUCUUGUUAGAUCUCGCAUCAAUUUCUUUCGUUCGUUUCAUAUUCUACCGUUAUACUUUUCCUUUUUUAAUCAUGAAUUCCAUUUAUUGCUGCUGACAAUAUAUAGCAUUUAUUAUUAUAAUUAUUAUAAUUAUUAUUUCCAUUUUGAAUUAAGGGUGGUUGUGGGUAGCUUAGGGUUCCAAAAUUUAUCGCUUUUUGAAUGGAACCUCGUGUUGGAAAUAAGUUUCGCCUCGGUAGGAAGAUCGGUAGCGGUUCCUUUGGAGAGAUCUACUUAGGUACUAAUAUUCAAACUAAUGAAGAGGUUGCAAUUAAGCUUGAAAAUGUCAAGACUAAGCAUCCUCAGUUGCUGUACGAGUCCAAGUUGUACAGAAUUCUCCAGGGAGGAACUGGAAUUCCAAAUGUUAGAUGGUUUGGAGUGGAGGGAGAUUACAAUGUUUUAGUGAUGGAUCUGCUGGGACCUAGUCUUGAAGAUCUCUUUAACUUUUGUAGUAGAAAGUUAUCACUAAAGACAGUUCUUAUGCUUGCUGAUCAAAUGAUCAACCGUGUUGAGUUCAUUCAUUCGAAAUCAUUUCUACAUCGAGAUAUCAAACCAGAUAAUUUUCUAAUGGGAUUAGGAAGGCGUGCGAACCAGGUUUAUGCUAUUGAUUUCGGUCUGGCUAAGAAAUACAGAGAUAGUUCAACCCAUCAACACAUUCCUUACAGAGAAAAUAAAAAUUUGACUGGAACUGCAAGAUAUGCUAGCAUGAAUACUCAUCUUGGCAUUGAACAAAGUCGAAGAGAUGAUUUGGAAUCUCUUGGUUAUGUUUUGAUGUAUUUCCUGAGAGGAAGUCUUCCUUGGCAGGGACUUAAAGCAGGAACCAAGAAACAGAAGUAUGAGAGAAUCAGUGAAAAAAAGGUUUCUACAUCCAUUGAAGCCUUAUGUCGGGGUUAUCCUACAGAAUUUGCAUCAUACUUCCAUUACUGCCGCUCAUUAAGGUUUGAUGAUAAGCCAGAUUAUGCUUAUCUCAAAAGAAUAUUUCGCGAUCUGUUUAUUCGUGAAGGAUUCCAGUUUGAUUAUGUGUUUGACUGGACCAUCUUGAAGUAUCAGCAAUCACAGCUUGCCACACCUCCAGCACGGGCCAUUGGUCCUAGUGCGGGAACCAGUUCUGCAAUGCCACCUGCUGUUACCAAUGCUGAUAGACACACAGGAGCAGAAGAAGGGCAACCCCCUGGUUUGGUUUCGGUGGAUUCCUCAAGGCGCAGAAUGUCAGGACCCAUUUUAAAUACUUUAUCAAGUGCCAAUGUCUUGGGUCAGUCAAGUGGAUCAUCUAGGCGAGUUGCUGUUUCUAGUAGUCGCGAUGCAUUUGUUGGUGCUGAGUCAGAGGUUCGUACACGCACUGCUGAGGCUAGCCCUGGAGCAGCACACAGAAUUUUGGGCGGGCAAAGAAGUUCACCAAUUGGAUCUUCUGAUCCCAAGAGAGUAGCACCGGUUGGGAGAAGUGCUUCUCAAGCCAAAAAUUAUGACAGUGCCCUUAGGGGCAUGGAGGGUUUGCAGUUAGAGACUGAUGAGAGGACCCAUUAUUAAUAUCUCAACUUCUUCUCAUCUAGUGACUAAUGAGUUGAUAGCAAAAGCAAACAUUGCUUAUGUUGUGAAAUUGAGCUGAGUAAAUUUGGAUCUGAACUUGAAAUUCCAGGUCUGUAUUAACUCAUCUGCUCAAACGAGGGAUUGUGCUUUACUGUAAAGUUCAAGUUUAAUCGGCUCUUCACUUCUGGCCGGAACAGAGUUAUUAACAUCUUUUCCUGUGAGUUAUUGUAUUGGUUUACCAGAUGUUUACAUGGUCACGUGGACCACAAAGGUCAAAAUUAUCAAAUGUAAUUAGCCAUUGUAUUCUUGUGGGAUAAUAUUCCUUUAGUUUCCACGAUGCAAGUGUCUGGAAAUUAUUCUGGUAUUAGGAACAUGGAAUGUUUUACCUUGUGUGGUUCUUAUCAAGCUGAAAUCAUAUUAUCUCCAGCCUUUUUCUAGUUGACAUCUUUCAUGAUAAACUUGUAUGACAUUUAUUUUGAUAGAUCAGAAGGUUUUCUUUGAACAUUUAAACUAGAUUUAUAGUUUGUAUUCUAUGAAUGAGAAUUUCUUUUA
This is a messenger RNA of Cicer arietinum (chickpea), 2488 nucleotides long. Its product is annotated as casein kinase 1-like protein 1. NCBI's taxonomy places the organism in Eukaryota, Viridiplantae, Streptophyta, Magnoliopsida, Fabales, Fabaceae. Gene Ontology annotation, biological process: protein phosphorylation. The record is from RefSeq and is a predicted model, not a curated record. Gene Ontology annotation, molecular function: protein kinase activity; ATP binding.